Molecule: messenger RNA, 11709 nt
Organism: Symbiodinium sp. CCMP2592
Lineage: Eukaryota; Dinophyceae; Suessiales; Symbiodiniaceae
Source: the annotation of a GenBank genome assembly
AUGUCUCAAAAGCCAAAAGGUCCAAGUGCUGAGGCGCCAGCUCCGUGUAGUCCAGGUCUUGCUGAGGCUGGAGGGGAGUAUGGGUGUGGUACAGCUGGGUGUGGGCAACAGGAAAGGAGGCAAACAGGUGUGGAAGGUGUGAGUGGUGUUGGGUCAAGCGAUCCGUGGUUUACAGGUGUUCAGAGAGAUCCCUGGGCGUUGUACGGAAAUCGUAUGCGUGCUGGAAUGGGGCCGAUGGAGUCUCAUAUUAGCAUGCCAUGUCCACCUUCGAGCGGUACGCCUUCAGUUGCAAGUGCGUGUGCUGGCAUUAGGCCAGUGGCGCCAGCUCCAGGUUUGUCAGUGCCUUCAGGUCCUGCGAGGAAUCUUUCGACAGUUCCGAAUCAAGGAUGUUGCAGUCAGGUUUCUGGAGAUAAUGUGAGUGCAGGGAGACAUCUGCUUGAUCGCAUGAGUUCGCGUGAGUUGCAGUCCUUGUAUGCAGAUCUUAGCCAAAGACUGAAUGUCCCUGUGAGUGGGCAGUUUGUUCCUGAGAGAUUGGGGCAGUCGCCACCUGAUUUGAAUGUGCCAGCUUUCGUGAGACAUCAAGGUAACACGUUACCUGGUGUUCCAGCUGAAAAUGCGAGGAGCAGUGAAGACAAAGACGUCUUUAGUCGCAGUGAGAAGUGGCUAGGGUCUCCACCUACGCCAAAUCAUCAAGCGUGGAAAGGGCGUGAAUCUGAAGUGCUGGGCAUGAAUGCCUAUAUUCACGAGUUGGUUGCAUGGGCGAACCAAGCAAGUGUUGAGUUUGGGAAGGAGAUCGCUCAGGCCGCGCGAUGGCCUACACAGAUUGCAUGGAACACGUUGUCUAAGAGUCAACAAGCGCGAGGAGUUCGUUUGUUUAGUGUGCUGAAGGCAGCGUUUGCAGAUCAUGGGCGGAUAACUCUUAUGAUCCAAAGUUUUGGAGAAGGGCUUGACAUUGUUGCAGUCGCCAUGCAGGGAGAUGUUUUUGGAAACUCUCUUUCGUAUAUGGGUAAUGGUUUUGAGUUGCUGAGGCAGCUUGCCAAGGAGUUUUCUCUGAGAAGCCGUGCUGAGGCUAUGAGUCUCAGGGCGAUGCUGAUGGCAAGAACGUUUCGAGCGCAGGACUCGUCAGCUCCAGUUGCUGACACAGUGCGUCAGAUUGAGGUGGCAGUGGCAAGGUUUGUGCGUUUACUUUCGACGCUAGAUCCUAGAGAUGCUGCUGGGUUUCCUUUGACUGACAGUGAUCAGCUUACGCUUUUGAUGAGGUCUUUGCCUGAGAGCGCGAAAGCGUAUACGUUACAUCAUUCGCAAGGUGAGACAUAUGCCUCAUAUCGAUCUUCAGCUUUGCGAUGGGAACAUCAGCAGCGUUUGUUUCUUGAGUUGCAAGGGGCCAAAGGUUUGUUUGGCUUGCAUGAAACCGAGUUUUCUGAGAGCGCAGGUUCGCCUGAGGCAGGUGAGGGAAUGGAUGGUCACGUCUUUGGCAUGAGUGCUAGGCCUUCUGAUGCUGGGAGCGGUGUGAAGUGCAACCGUUGUGGCAAGAAGGGGCAUCAAGUGAAUCAGUGCACGGCAGACCUUUCCAAGGUUAAGUGCUUCAAGUGCGGAGAGAUGGGCCACAUAUCUUUGAACUGUGCCAAGGGCAAGCAGGGUGAUGUUUCUCAGUCGAGUGCGAGGCCUAAGGGUUCUGAUGGCAAAGGUGCUGCUGCGGCCAAGGGUCAAGAAACGGGGGUUUGGUGGUACACAGAUGCUGAUGAAUCUUUUUACACCGAGGAAGGUGAUGAGCAAGAAGCACAGCAGGUGGACUCCACUCUUGUGUUAUCUUGUGUCAUUGAGUUAACUGAUGAGCCCAAUACGCGUUUUGAAGCUGUCCUUGAAGACAGCGAGUCGGUGUCUGUUGUGCUCCAAGAGCAGUUGUGUCAACCAUUGUUGCAGUCGUUGGGUCAAUCGCUUGGAACUGAGUUUUGGCUGCUUGACUCAGGUGCGUCAUGCUGUGUUAUCAACCACGUGACUUUGAAGACGCUUCCGCAUGAUGAGUUGACUGCAUGUGGUUCGACGUUUAUGGCUGCGAAUGGGACUCCUGUUCCCUUUGAUGGUCGUUGCCAUGUUGUGCUAAAGGUUCGAACAAAGGAUUCAAGUGGAGCUACCAAGAAUGGUGUCUGUAAGAUCCCUGUGAUGGUGGGUGACACUCCUUACAAUAUCCUGUCAACGCGAACUCUUGGAAGGCAUGGCUGGCGUGUUGUCUUGGAUGAAGGCGUUUCUGUGUGUCAUGUGAAGUCGGGUGUUGAUAUGAUUGAUACCUGUAUUUGGUGUGACACGCCUUGGAUCCGCGUGAUUCCUCAUUCAGAGGGUGAUCUCUUGUUGCCGUCGGGUGACUCAGUUGAUCCUGCUCCAAUUUCCUCGAUUGGACAUGUUGCAGUUGUUUCGCAGAAGACCAAGGAAGAUCUUGAAAUUCACAGAGCAAAGGGCCACAUGCCCUUCCAUCCCGAUUGCGAACAUUGUCUGAAGUCCCGAGGUGUUACCCAACACAGGCGAAAGUCUGAGCGCGGAGUUGAAACAGAGAUUGUUGCAGAUUUUAUGUUUCUGGACUCUUCUGGAGAGAUGAUCAGCGUGGCUGAACGCCAGACAAGUAGCUCUUUCAAGGUCCUCGUCCUUCGUGAGGCCUUUUCUUCUUCUAUUGGGGCUGUGAUGAUAACUGAGAACAUUGCAAAAGACAGAGGUCUUCUUUUGAAGUGGCUUGCUGAGUUUGGGAUGUCGUCCUCACAAGCAAGCAUUGUGCUUUUGACAGAUUCCGAAGAAGCGGUGAAGUCGUUUGUUGCAGGUGCGUCGGAUAAGUACAUUUUUAUGGUGCGCAAGGCUGCGCCACAGGCUCAUGAACAGCUUGGUGGUGCGGAAAGGACAGUCCGGGUCCUUAAAGAAGGGCUAGCUACCUUGCAAAGUGAUUUUCAGUCGCUUGGUUGCGUUUUGUCGUUUCGGAGAGACUUGCUGCAGCUUGCACUUUCUUACCUGUGCAUGAGUGUGAAUGCGAAUGGCAAAGCUUUUGGCGGUGAACGCUCUCCAAAGGAGGUUGCAGUUGGUCGAAGGUUGCCAGAUACCCCUUUUGCGUUGUUUGGGUCCAAGGUGCUUGCUGAGGUCCCUGAGUCUGUGAAGGCUUUGUGCCCGAAUAUGUCGCGUUUUGAGGCGGCAGCGUUUCUUCAUCCGCAAUUUGGGUCGCUUGGGAGCUUGGUGUAUGCGCAUGUGCGUGUGGGCCAGGUCUUGACGCCAAAGGUGUUUGUUGCCAAGUCGAUCAAGCUUGUGUUUCCGAUUGAGCUUGUCUUCGAGUCGGGGAUGUUUGAAGUUUUGCGUCGUCGUGGUGAGCUUGGGCCUGAGAGAUAUGAAGCGUGGUUGCGGUCGCAAGUUGCAACAGAUGACAGCGUGGACGUUGAAGUGCCUGUGGCUUCGGAUGCAGAGGCUAUGCUUGAAGCUCUUUCUGAGCUAGCCGAGGAUUCGGAUGAGUCGAGGCAAGACCGAGCUGUGGAGGAGGCUCGGGGUUCUCCUUUGCCUCCCCCGGCCAGUGGGGACGCUGCUUCGUCUGAGGCUCCAGCGAGGAUUGUGAGCGAGGCGGCCCCUAGUGGUCGUGUUUUCACGCGUGGUUGUCCUGCGUGCGAGUCUGGCAUGAAUGCUCCUGGCAUUCGUCACAAUGCUGAUUGCAAGCGAAGGAACCAACAUCUGAGUGUUAGAUUUUCUGUUUCUGGGGAGCCCGAUGAUGACGAAGCUUCAUCCAGGCGUCUGCCUGAAAAUCUUGAAGGAGCUGCUGCUCCUGAGUCUGAGGGCAUUGGGGCUCUUGAUGAGGACACUGAGAUGCCGUUUGCCGAUCCAGUGUUGACUGGAAGUGAAGGCGGAGGCAGCCUAGAGGCUGAAGAAGUGCUUCGUGGAAGCAGUGCUGUGAAACGCUCCUCUGAAGUCCCGUUGGAAGAUCUGGAGCGUGAGAUCAGGCAGGACCAAGAAAGGGUUGCUUCAGUUAUGGUUACCUUCCACAAUUGCGAAACAGGGAAUGAUGUUCACAUGCCUCUUGCGAGUUUUGUUGAGCAGGCGUUCCAGGUUUCCAAUUAUGUCCCUUUGCUUUCAGGGCUUGUGGAUUCGGUUCAGUUCGCCCCGAACUCUACGAGUGUUGUUUUGCCGUUUGGGAAAAGGUCGCAUUUGAGACUUUGGAAGCCUAGUUCCGCUGUUGAUGACUCUACCUUGGGUGAGCUUUCAGGAGAUCAGGUCAUGGAAGGCAUGGUCAAAGAAGUCAACAAUUUGAGUCACAUGGAAACUGGGGAUCUGUUGACUGCUUCAGAACUUCAGAGUCUUGAGAAGAGGUUCCCAGGUCCCUGUUUGCUGUUGGUCUAUGUGGAUGAUUUUCUGUGCAUUGCGCCAACAAAGGAGGAUGUAGAUCACAUCUUUGGAGUGAUUGAGGAGAAAGUUGAACUCAAGAGAACUGGGUUGAUCAAUUCUUCCAAGGAUGGCGGUGGCACUUUGCGGUUCAUUGGUAGGGUUAUCUCCAGGAGAAAGGGGGAGUCCUCUAUCACAGUGUCUUUGCCAGAAGAUUAUUUGGAUGAGACCUUCAAGGCUUAUGGUCUUUCGGGAAAAGGCGUAUGCCAGGUUCAGGUCUGCGUUGGGGAAAGUGCACGAAGCGCCGUGGAAUCAGUGGAGGAGUGUUGUGCAUGUCGCAGAGUCGGGAUGAGUUACGUUGGCGUGACUGAGAACAUGCAGAGUGACAGCGUGUUCAAAGAGGUGCGUCGAUAUCUUCUGAACUUUGCGUGUGACUGCGUGUUUGUGCAUGUGUCCACGCCUUGCUCUUCUGGAUCUUACUUGCGUCGGUUCUCUGGCGGGAGCUCGUCGAAGUCGGAUUGGGAAUGGUUUGAGGUGUUUCCUUGUGUGUUGAAGUACUUGAAGCUUGGGAAGCACUCGAGCUUUGAGCUGCCAUGGAACAAUGAGAUUUGGCAACAUGACUUGUGCCAGAAGGUGCUGAAGAAGGCAGGCCACACGUUCGAUGUGCCGGUGAGGUUGGGUGGACCGAAACAGGUUUUUACACUCCGAAACUCGCUGAUGCGAUUGUUCGAGGUGCGAACUCGUGCUGCCAUGGUUCUCACGACCGAUGAGCGCAGGGAGCUGCGCCGUUUGCUGGAUAAGAUGGAUUCUGCAGAUGGCUUGGCUUCGACUGCCAAUACUUCUAUGACCGAUGGGACCAAGCGUCUCAGAGAUGUGGGUGGAUAUCCAGAGGAUGGGUCUACUGCAUCAGGUUCUGCUUGCGGUGCCCAGCUGCCGAUUUCAAAGGGAAGCGCAAAGGGUGUCGUGAGCACGCCCAAGUGUUAUGAAGACCUCGUCGAUGCCUUCGAGGGGGAAGAGUUUGGGGAGAGUGACAAUGUGAUUGUCGUGAGCUAUGCGGGUACUGAGGUCACCUCGGUGCCACUUCCGAGUGAUCUCUCCGUGGAGGAUUGGGGUCGAACAAUCUGCGAUCUGCCAAAGGUCCAGAAGAAUAAGACUUGGUUUAAGAAGUCCUAUGCGGCCUUGGUCAAGCUAUCCAAGGAGGAUAGCGACCUUGCAAGCUAUCUCAAUUGGGUCAAGGAGAAAUUUGGUCGCAGUUACGAUCCGACGACCCCAUCCAGUCAAGCCUCGGACCUUGCGGGGUAUUUGAUGAGGCAGGUCACCUUCGACGACGAGGCUGAGGUUGGCGACUUCUUCCCAGACGACAUGCCCACCCCUCGCCCAACGAAGGCCCAGGAUGAUCGCUCCAAGCGCAACACCCGCAUCCUUAAGUCCCUUCGGAAGGUGUGGGCUGAUCUCCCGGAUGAGGCCAGGACCCAGCUCAGCGAUGCUGGUUUUGAGGCCCCGCAGACCUCUGAUGUUGAUAUGGAGCCAGACCUCCUUGCCUUACUCCAGAACAACGUGGAGCGGCUCCCGGAGUGCAUCCGCCAGGCUUUGCCUCCACCCCCCCCUGAGCCCACCCCCGACCCUCUCAAGGAAGGUCGUGAGUCGGGUAAUGCUCUCCGUCGUUCCAUCUUGAAGCUCAAGCAGUUGGGACAGGAAAAGCUCAGGCUCCAGGAGGAGAUCAACAAGACCAAGACUAAGCUCCAUGACCUUCUCCGCGGCAUGCAGGAGCUUCAGGAGGCCAUCUCCGAAGCAACCGAUGUGGCCAGGAAGUGCUCUGACACCUAUGAGAGAGGAGUCCUUCUGCACGUUCCCAAGAGUGAGGUAGACUUAGUUCUUGAAGCCUUGGGGCUCUCUCCCGAGUCCCUCACAGAGGAUCAAAAGGCCAACCUCAAUGCCCUGCGAGCCUCGAUAAAGCCACCUCCGGACAUGCAAGCUCCCCCUGGCCUCGGGCCCACGCCUUUUAAGUUCGGCUCCCCUCCUCCCCCGGCAGGUGAUGGACAGGCCAAUGGUGAUCUUACCGAGGAGGCCCCUGACGGCUCUGCCGAGAAAUCUGGGGUUGCCAGGUUACACGCUCUUCUCGACGGCAGCCCCGGAUUCUUUCUCUUGAGUCCUUGGUGGCGCCCCCCUCUCUUCUCACAGGGUGCCAGGCGUGACAGACGGUCCAAGCACCGUCGCCACCGGCUCCAAAUGCCGGGCCUCUUCACCCAGCUCCAGGUCGAGAUGUGCGACCAGGCCCUGAAUCCUGCCUCCUCGGUUGAGCGCGACCUUGUUGAGUUCGCUUCUAAGGUCGAGGAUGCUAUUUCGCCGGGUUCUUCCGAGGAGUGGUUUUUGGAACAUGCCCUUGAUGCCAUCCAUGAUGACACACCCUCCCCCGCUAAGUGGCACCUCCUCAAGCAAAUGGCUCAGGUUCUCUCCCUGCAACAUAAUACCCCCCACUCCCUCAGGCUCCUGUCUGCCAAUGUUACUCACUGGAGGCCAGAGGUUCGGGAUUGGGCCUUCUCUCUUGAAGGCCAUGGGGUUCUGCUUCAGGAGCUUCACCUCACCACGGAGGCUGCUCAUGAGGCUGCGAUUGCCGCCUCUAAAAGAGGGUUUCGCCUCUUUACCUCGCCUCCCUUCCUAAGUGAUAAGAGGCGCCCCCUGGGAGGUUUCGGUGUCCUCAUCCGCUCCUUCCUCAACCCUCGUCAUGUCCUCACCCACACCGUUGAGGGUUGUGGUUUCCUGGCAGUUUCGCUUCGGUGUUCCGGUUUUGAACUCACUCUGGUUUCCAUUUACCUCCAGUCCGGUACUGGCUUUAACUCUCCGGUCAACGCCGAUGUCCUAGCUCGCCUCUUAGCCUUUCUUCCUUCCCUCCGGGGAGUGUGGAUUGUCGCGGGUGACUGGAACAACCCCACACAAGAUCUCCUCGCCACACGGCUUGAGGAAGUUUCCCAUGGGCGUUUCCUGGGUUCCGGUUCACCCACCGCUGCAACCGACCGGGAAAUUGAUUACUUCCUUGUCUCGUCUCCGGCUGUUGCUUCCUUGACAGUGGCUCAGGACUGGGUCGUCCCCUUCAAGCCUCACUGCGCCCUGCGGGCCACUCUUCAGCUCAGCUCUCUGCAGCUUCCUUACCCGCAGCUUGCUACCUUUUGUGAGGUCUUUCCCGACCCUCUGCCCUUUCAACCCUCGGUCCCGAGCCCCUCGCCUGUCGCUGAGGUUAAUCUUCUUGGCCUCACUUCCACCGACAAGCUCACCCUCGACUUCGCCGAGCUGAGCUCCUUCCUUGAGGUCUCUCACGGGUUCCCCGACCGAGGGCGUGGGGCUUUCGUCCCCCUUCUUCACAAGCCCCUCGUCCAGGGCCACUCUGUCACUUUUGCCUGGAAAGGCCAGCUCCCCUCCUUGGUGUCGGCCGUGCUUCACCUGCUCGACCGCCCCGACGCUGUGCAGUCCUUCCUGUGGUCCACCUCGGACACUUCCCUCCCCUCGGAGGUCCGAGCCUUUUGUGACCGGGUGCGAGACGGCUCCACUUCUUCCGCCAACCUCCGCGCCGAAGGAACCGCCCUCCUUGGCCAACUCCGGCGCGAACAAACUGCCCAGCAGGCUGAACAGUACGGCGAGCGGCUUGAGGAAGCUUCGGGUUCACACCUGGGGCCGCUCUUUCGUGCCAUCAAGUCUCAUGAGCAGGUGCUUGACCGGCCCUUUCAGGACUGCAUUCGAGAGGCACGAGCAUUGGGGGCCGUCUCCCAUGCUGGCACCCUGGCUCCUUUGACUGUCCCCAACCUUCAAAAACUCCUUAAGAAAGCCGAGAAAAAGAAAGGGGGCCCAGACGGUUGGAGCUACCCAGCCCUUCGUGCGCUGGACCCGGCGGCUCUUCAGCUCGUCGCCGACUUCCUCGCCCGUGCUGAGGCUGAGGUCCUCCUGCCUUUCCAGCUCACUUGUGUUCAGGUCGCUCUUCUCCCGAAGUCGGCCGACAAGGAGCGUCCCAUCAGUCUCCUCCCAUGUUUGUGGAGACUGUGGGCGCGAGCUAGGUGGAAGGACGUCGCGGCCUGGACGUCGGCUUACGCCCCCGACCAUCCAUGGGACCGCGCAGUCCCGGGCCAGGCCAGCCUUGACACGGCGUUGGCCCGCCUUGUCAGGUCAGAGCAUUCAAAGCUCGAGAAGACUCACAUAGUGAGUCUCUUCCUCGACUUGCGAGGUUUCUUCGACUCUGUGAGCUACGAGCGCCUUCUCCUCCAAGGGCUCGCUCACCGUUUCCCUCCUCUUCACCUCUGGUUCGCCCUCCAGGUCUACCAGGGUCCUCGCUGUCUCGUGGCCGACUCGAUCGCUGCCACGCCGCUCUUUCCUGGCCGGGGCGUACCCCAGGGCUGUCCCCUCGCACCCUCGCUUUCCAAACUCACCAUGUCUGAGCCACUCCAGAAGGUUUCCUCCCUUCCCUCCGUCACCAACACAGACUUAUGGUUGGACGACGUGAGUUUAGACGUGGUGGGUUCUGACCCUGUUGAGGUCGCUUCUGCAGCUCUCCAGGCCUACCGGGUUCUUCACGCCUCCCUCGGCCUUGAGGGCCUUGAGGUUGAGACAACAAAGACCAAGUUCGUUGCCGGUACGGUCCGCGCUCGCGCCGCGCUUCAGCAGCUGCGGCGCCCGGGCGAACCCGAAACCGCUGACCUUGUCAAGGACCUAGGGCUUGACUGCGCUGCAGGCCGGCGGCGGCGCAUCACCACCGCCCAAAAGCGCUUCCGCACCGGCAUCGGUCGUGUCCGCCACAUGCGCCGCCUCCGCAUCCGCCGCCGGUGGGUUCGGGGCCGGCUGCUCCAAGCCUCCGCCCUCAAGGCUGGCCUUUAUGGCCACCAGGCCGUUGGGGUUGCCCCUAAGCGCCUCAAGGUUUUACGCUCGGCGGUUGCGCGCGAAGCUGGCCGUUUUGAGCACGGCUCUGCCGACGUCAUUCUCGACCUCAUGUCCCACAAGGCCGUUGACCCACACCAGCUUGUGGUAGUGGAACAGCUUCAGGCUCUUGGGCGCCUUGCCUCCAGCGCCUCACCCGAAGGCGUGCGGUUACUCACCCGCACCUGGGCCUCCUCCUGGUCCAGACAGGCCUCUGCCACCCAUGGGUGGAAAAUCGUGAACGGCCCCGUGUCCGCGCUCAUCCAGUACUUGCUGGACUUGCGGGUGUCUGCCCCCACCCCUGAAGUCUGGACACACCGCGAGGCUACCUUUCACUUCCGCUUCCGCGAGCCAGGAGCGGUUUUUGAGGCCUCCGCCUUCCUCCGCCAGGUCAUUCAGCUCGAGCGCUGGUCCCGUAUUGGCGCCGUCUCCACCGCCGCCGGUGCCGCCCCUACCGUGCCGCGCCGCCUCUUAGCCAGUUCUCGGACGAAGCCCUGGCGGCACGGCCUUAGGGCCGUCUUCCAAGGCACCCUCCUUCACUCGGGCAACGGAGGGAAGGACCGGUGCAAAUUCUGUGGAGAACCCAACACCCUGCACCACCUUCUCUACGAGUGUGAGAAAGUCCCGGGCGCCCUCAUGCCCGCAGGCUGGCUGUUGUCUUAUAAGAGGCGCCACCCUGCCGAGUGCCUCUGGUUGCGCGGGAUGCGGCCCCUCAACACCCGCGAUCCCCUCGCCCACGAGGCUGAGGUCCGGCGCACUGGUCUCUUCCUUGAAGGCACCCCGGACUUAACUGGGCUUUUCGUUGCCACUGACGCUUCCGGUGGCCCUGCCACCAAAGACAGUCGCCUCCGCUCGGUCGGUUGGGCCGUCAUAGUCGCUAGCAGGCACAAUGGCGACUUUUCGGUCCUUGGCACCCUGUCGGGGCUUUUGCCGGCCCCCGCCUCCGUCCCGGAAGGCGAGAGUGAGGCUAUCGCCCAGGCCCUCCUUUCCUCUCGAGGCACCUUCGACCUCACUUGUGACUGCCAGCCCGCUCUCCGGAGCCUACAAGGCCCCUUUACCAAGCGCACCUCGCUUGUGUGGUCUAAGGCGUGGGACCACAGGCACAGAGCCGAGCCACACUGGGUCCGCUCCCACCUGAACUCCUCGGACUUUUGUCUUGAGUUUGGCGCUGAUUCCUUGUGGCGUCGCGAGCUCAACUCCCUGGCAGAUAAGCUCGCCAAGGACCGCGCUGAGGAAGUUCAGACUCCUCACCGCCUUGCCGCCCAGAAGGAGGUUGACCGGGUCACCUCCCUCGUCUGCGAGUACUUGGGCCGUCGCGCCGCUGCAAUCCUUGCCAAGGCCGAAAAAGAGGACUUCGUCCCGCGGAAGAACCGCCUCCUCUCCGCCCUUGAGUCCUCCGCUUCUCCCUCGCCCAACAAGAGGCAGAGGUUGCAGGCUCUUCUCGACGAGCCCUUUCUUCCUGGCGGGCACGUCUGGUCCCGCACCUCAAAGGUUGACACACCGGAAACCUUUGAGCGCCUCAUUUCCUUCCCGGGCCGUCCUGGAAGUGCAGCCAAUGCCACGGAGGGCACCAUGGCGCCCAAGGGCCGCCACGCUCGCGAGCAACAGGAGCGAUGGGACCAGACAGGGAUCUGGCACAGCACAAGCUCCCUGUCCAGACGCAAGUUGCGUCCGGACAAGGCAGCACGCGCUAAGGCCAAAGCGCGCCAGGAGCAGGACCGUGAGAGGGUCCAGGCGAACCCGCCCCCCGCCCCUCCGCCUGCUCCUCGCCGAAGGGCUGAGGUGGACGACGACGACCAGCCUCUUCCCUCAUCGCGCCGCGUGACGAACCGGACGACGGCCAGCAAGUCGUCGGGCUCUGCCGGCCCCUCGCCCCCUGUGGCUGAGGUUGCAAUGGAGGUGGAGUCUGACGUCGCUGCCCCAUCCCCGGCGCUUCGGCAGCCGGCCGUGGGUCCUGCCACCUCGGCCCUAGCAACGGCUCCACUUCCGGGCCUACCUGAGCAGGGGUUGCAGUCUCUGCUUCAGUUGGUCCUGAGCCACAGGCUACCGCCCGGCCUUUCUCUGGCCCGCCUGGCACUUCGUCAGCCUUCCUUUUCCACACCCCGUGGCCCGGGUAAAGGGGCCACAAUCGCCACCGCUGCUUCGGCAGCUGCAAACCGCAGCGCUGUCCCGACGGCUGGAAGUGGUCCUCUUGAGACCCUCGCCUCCUUGGCUGAGGUUUCGGGUCUCUCCACGUCCCAGCCGGACCCUGAAGAGCCGGGCCUCGAAGGCCUCGCUUCCGUUGCGGAGCAGAGGGCUCGAGGUCCGGCUCCAGCUGGGGCACGUGAGGAGCCGCCCCACGUUCAAGUUUUCAGCGAGAACUUUCUCCGCGGGGCCCAUGCCAUGACGGCGAGGCACGUCCGCCUCACCACGGCCAAGCGACGGCGUGAAAUGGCAGCGGCAAAAGCUGCCCAGCCUCCUGUGCCGUAG